AAAAACAAAAACAAUCUAAACCUGAAACAGAAACUUAAACCGGCCGGUUUAACAAAAAAAUUGGUACAAAAUAAUAAAUUAACAGCUCAUAAUGGAGGUCGGAGAUGCGAAACCAACAAAUCUCCAACUUUACUUCGCCAUAGCACACAGUAACCGGUCUCCGCCGUCUAGAUCUCGCUGCUCACCGCCGAUGACAGAAGGAAUGAGAGGAGCAAGAGGUUCCAGAUCAUCCUCUGUUAACUCUAAUCCUCUGAUACUUGACAUUGAGGACUUCAAGGGUGAUUUCUCAUUCGAUGCGUUAUUUGGGAACCUGGUGAACGAUCUCUUGCCGUCUUUCCUGGAAGAAGAAGCUGAUUCCGGUGAUGGCCACGGCGGCAACAUUGAUGGUUUCGCAAAUGGGCAUUUACGUGGCCACGCUGAUGCAUCCAGGUUGUCUCAGAUGUCUUCUUCUGCUCCUUUCUUCCCUGAAGUAGAUGGUCUCUUGUCUCUGUUUAAAGAUGCUUGCAAGGAGUUGAUUGAUCUAAGAAAGCAGGUUGACGGAAGACUCAACACACUAAAGAAAGAAGUUUCAACCCAAGAUGCCAAACACCGGAAGACACUAACUGAGAUAGAGAAAGGUGUGGAUGGUCUGUUUGAGAGCUUUGCAAGGCUGGACGGUCGGAUCUCUAGUGUUGGACAGACCGCAGCCAAAAUAGGAGAUCAUUUGCAGAGUGCAGAUGCUCAGCGGGAAACUGCUAGCCAGACCAUAGAGCUGAUAAAGUACCUGAUGGAGUUCAACGGCAGCCCAGGGGAUCUUAUGGAGCUUUCCGCUUUGUUUUCUGAUGAUAGUCGCGUAGCUGAGGCUGCUUCCAUCGCUCAGAAAUUACGAUCCUUUGCUGAAGAAGACAUUGGAAGACAAGGUGCGACUACAGCUGCAGGAAAUGCAACCCCUGGCCGAGGACUUGAAGUUGCAGUUGCUAAUCUUCAGGAUUACUGUAAUGAAUUGGAGAACAGGCUUUUAUCUCGUUUUGAUGCUGCAUCACAGCGGAGAGAUCUAUCCUCCAUGUCAGAAUGUGCUAAGAUUUUGUCACAGUUCAACAGGGGCACGAGUGCUAUGCAACAUUAUGUGGCAACACGUCCAAUGUUUAUUGAUGUGGAAGUCAUGAAUUCAGACAUUAGGUUGGUGCUUGGUGACCACGGUUCUCAGCCUAGUCCUAGCAAUGUUGCCCGUGGACUUUCUUCUUUAUACAAAGAAAUUACAGACACUGUACGCAAAGAAGCAGCAACCAUUACAGCUGUUUUCCCCGCUCCAAAUGAAGUUAUGGCGAUCUUAGUUCAGAGAGUUCUCGAGCAGCGUGUUACAGGCAUUCUGGACAAAAUUUUGGUGAAGCCCUCUCUUAUGAGUCCACCACCUGUGCAAGAAGGCGGACUAUUACUAUACCUUAGAAUGUUAGCGGUUGCAUAUGAGAGAACCCAAGAACUUGCUAAAGACCUCCGAGCUGUUGGAUGCGGUGACCUGGAUGUUGAAGAUUUGACAGAGUCCUUGUUUUCCUCGCACAAGGAUGAAUACCCUGAGCACGAGCAGGCCUCCUUAAAACAACUAUACCAAGCAAAGAUGGAAGAGUUACGUGCUGAGAGUCAACAAGUCUCGGAAUCAUCUGGUACAAUAGGACGCUCUAAGGGUGCUUCAAUAUCAUCUUCUCAGCAGCAGAUAUCAGUCACCGUUGUGACGGAGUUUGUUAGAUGGAGUGAAGAAGCAAUAACCAGAUGCACACUGUUUUCAUCUCAGCCAGCCACACUCGCAGCCAAUGUUAAGGCCAUAUUCACUUGCCUGCUAGACCAGGUAAGCUUAUACAUAACUGAGGGACUUGAACGAGCAAGGGAUGGCCUGUCUGAAGCAGCAUCAUUGAGGGAGAGAUUUGUUUUGGGCACAAGUGUUAGCAGAAGAGUGGCUGCUGCAGCUGCCUCUGCUGCAGAAGCUGCUGCUGCUGCUGGUGAAAGUAGCUUCAAAGCCUUUAUGGUUGCUGUGCAACGUUGUGGUAGCAGUGUUGCUAUAGUUCAGCAGUAUUUUGCAAAUUCUAUUUCUCGGCUUCUCCUACCAGUGGAUGGCGCACAUGCUGCUUCAUGUGAAGAAAUGUCGACUGCUCUGUCAAAAGCAGAGACUGCUGCUUAUAAAGGACUCCAACAGUGCAUUGAAACUGUGAUGGCUGAGGUUGAAAGACUGCUUUCAGCUGAGCAGAUGGCUACCGAUUAUAGAUCACCUGAUGAUGGAAUUGCUCCCGAUCACCGCCCAACAAAUGCCUGCAUAAGAGUCGUGGCUUAUCUCUCCCGGGUACUUGAGUCAGCCUUCACUGCCUUGGAAGGUCUUAAUAAGCAAGCCUUCCUCACUGAACUGGGGAAUAGGUUAGACAAACUACUGCUAACUCACUGGCAGAAAUUCACCUUCAAUCCCAGUGGAGGACUGCGGCUGAAGCGUGACAUAAACGAGUAUGGAGACUUUGUUAAGAGAUUCAGUGUUCCAUCUGUGGAAGAGAAAUUUGAGCUUCUGGGAAUAAUGGCGAACGUAUUCAUCGUUGCUCCAGAAAGUCUGUCGACUUUGUUCGAGGGUAGUCCAAGCAUUCGCAAAGACGCGCAAAGGUUUAUUCAACUGCGGGAAGACUAUAAGAGUGCAAAGCUUGCAACAAGACUGAGCUCGUUGUGGCCAAGCUUGAGCUGAUGAUCAUGCCCAUGCUUUUAAGUAAACUGCCAGAGAUAUCUUUAUGUAUAUACUUUAUUCAUCAUUUUCCUUACACUCUCUGUCUGUCCUCCUUUCAUUCUGAAUCUUUUUAUUAUGAUUGCAUCAAACACGUGCACCAGUCACUGCCUUGUUAUGUUCAAGAGUUGGUAAUGGUUUGCAUAGCUUUAAGUU
This is a messenger RNA of Brassica napus (rape), 2887 nucleotides long. Its product is annotated as exocyst complex component SEC10b. The transcript has 25 exons. Lineage: Eukaryota; Viridiplantae; Streptophyta; Magnoliopsida; Brassicales; Brassicaceae. The record is from RefSeq and is a predicted model, not a curated record. Gene Ontology annotation, biological process: Golgi to plasma membrane transport; exocytosis. The coding region runs from base 92 to 2695 and encodes 867 amino acids. Gene Ontology annotation, cellular component: exocyst; cytoplasm.